AAAAGUUGCGCGCUCUCUCCUUUUGCGACAUCCUAGCGAUACAGACGUGGUAAGUGUUUGUCCAAUUUGUUUAUAAUUCAAUAUUAUAUGAAACUUUUGGUUUUUUUUAUUUAAUAUUUCUGUGGAAUAAUUGCGCCGACCGUUUCCCCACGGCCAACCACAUCUUUGGAACGAGCAAGCACCGUGCUCCACCACCCGAAUUAUCAUUGGUGCUUCGAGCCGGAUAACAGGUAACAAGUUGAUUUUUUAUUAAAGAAAAGAUUAAAAGAAAGUGCAUAAUUUCCCGCUUUAGCAACUCGCAAGUUACAGCCAAACAUAUAUUGGAUUUGAGCUCUGCAAGCUAUAAGGCAAUAGAUUGGUUAAUUUGUGUAUCAUUUAUGUACAAAACCCAUUGUGCUGUGUGAAGUGGAGACCAAAACUUAUUUUUGGCACUCUACCCACAAAAUCAAAGCACAAGAUUGCAGGUAGUAUUGUACUUCAUUUAAGUACAACAACAAAUACACCUGGCAAAUGCACUUUGCAAAAAAAACCACACUCUCUGUUAUUCGAGAGAGUAUCAAAUCUCAAAGGCGAGUUGAGUACUCAACCCAAAGUUAAGUCGGCUGAUGGUGAAGAUCGGAUACCAACCUUGCAGUCAAGGAUUGGAUCUAAACCCCUCAAUGCCCACCACGCCAAGACAAACAAUAUCAAAUGUAAACUGUGCUCAUCUCAAUCGAACAUUUUGAAAACUUGUCAAAGAUUCAUUGAGAUGCAGCUUAAUGCACGAUUAAAUGCUGUCAGAAAACUCCACGUCUGCCUUAACUGUUUAUCAGACUCACAUGAAGUCAAAAAUUGUAAAAGUAUGUUUAAUUGUAAUAAAUGUAAACAGAGACAUCACUCUAUGAUUCACCGGGAUCAGAGUGAGGGAGUAGCCCAGAUAUCUGACAGCACAGACCCUACUGAGAUUUCCACUAAAUCUCAUGUGGCCUCUAUUAAGGCCAAUGCUUCGAAUAUGCCUACCAGUCGAAGCACGCUCUUAGGUACAGCCAUGGUGACCAUAUGUCACAACGAUAGCGCCUUCACUGUCAGAGCCCUGAUCGAUUCGGGAUCUGAAGGGACCUUCGUAAGCGGAAGUCUACAAAAACGCUUAAAUCUGACAAGAAAAAAGGUCAGCACCCGACUUUCAGGAUUGAAUAAUACCGUGCCAGGACAAGUUCAAUCGGUAUGCUCGAUCACAAUUGGCUCGCCCCGUAACAAAAGUUUAAGACUAGAAGCGGAAGCGUUGGUACUGCCAAAAUUGACUGGACUGCUUCCAUCCAGAUCAAUAAACCCUUCAAUUGUCAAAAGGUUACCUAAUAUCCCCUUGGCGGAUAAUAAUUUCUAUACGAGUCAAAAGGUUGACUUGUUGAUCGGAGCAGAUCUUUACCCGAAAAUUAUACUAAAUGGGGUAAACUCGAAAAUUUUUGGAUCCCUCGUAGCACAACGUACAGUGUUCGGUUGGAUUAUAACAGGUUCCGUUCCCUCUGAAGAAACGAAGAUAAAUGGCAAAGGCGACGGACAAAAUUCAACAAUGACUCAACAACAAACACAAAACCAUUUUUGUAGUAAAAUUAAUACUAAUUUUAUAUUUUUACAACAGCAACAACAUCAGCAGCAUCAACAGCAGCAGCAGAAACAACAGGAUCAUGCCAGCAAUGAUGGCGAAACAAAUGAUGCGCUCGGCUCUUCGAAUCACACCGAUAUCCAUGGUGGCGUAUUUCGAGCACCCGGCGUUGGGAUGCAAUCUUACAACGGUGCCCACGUAUCUGGCAGUAGUUCGUCACAACAACACAACAUGCUGCAGCCGCAAUGCAACGAGAAUCCGCAAAAGCAAAAGAACGGAAGAAUUGUGAUCCAGAUAAACUCUUCUUGCUCUCACUUUACGAGGAGAUCAAAAGUGUGCCCGAAGAGAUACGACUCGUUGUCAAGGGCGAACUCAUACAUGUGCUAAAAAAUACCGGAAGACACCAUCGUUGAAACAGAAAAAAACCCAACCACAAAUGACAAGGUACAAUUGUCACAGCAUGCGCAAAUAUUAGCAUAUAUCAGCUGCAAACGUUGCGGCAACCCACACCACACGACAUAGCCACAAUCUCAAGUCGAAUGCGUAUCGGCUUCAGCCGUAGCACUACUCGCCCAACAAUGGAAAUGGAAGCGAAUUCAUUGACAAUCGGCCCUACGUAUUCGGACCCUUCUCAACCGUGUCCAACGACGUCAUCAGCUCUGACCAACGAUGCCUCUCCCGCAUACCACACGCCCAAGAUAAUAAUAAUACCCAACGGUUACCCUCCUCCCGCCCAACCGACGCGAGGGGCGUAAUCCGCGAAUGAGCGGAAUUAGCCGAGUCAUAAAAGGCAAGAGAGUUUUAAGCGUUGCAAUCUUAAGCUGCUCAGCUACAGAAACAAAAAUUUCAACAGCCAAAAUUAAGAAUUAAAUUAAAGUUUAUAAUUUUACUUGUUAAGAGUAGAUAAAAUACUGUCUGUUAAAUCAAAUGUGCUGGAAUGAAAAUUGAAAUCAUGACAUAUACGGCGGAAUGGUUCGUUUAACUCAAAAUUCGUUCUAGAAAAUUUUAAAUGUGAGGGUCUAAACUGCCUGGUAGAGCGAGCGGGGACGUUAAAAUUAAUAUCAGAUAAAAGAGAUGGGCUACAGAUCGAGCCAGACUCGAGUCGUCUCGCCGACUUCGGCGUGCUGGUAACUUCUUUUCGGAUUGGCGGAAUGGCAACGAUCGACUGAGACUCGAUUCGUCUCAGCGACAUUGCCCGGACCGAGCGGAACUCGAUUCGUUCCACCGGCCGCCCCAUCCGAAGCGAAGGGGUGGACGAGACGCUCGACGUCAAGCAGAUG
This is a messenger RNA of Bactrocera dorsalis (oriental fruit fly), 2862 nucleotides long. RefSeq lists its product as uncharacterized. The record is from RefSeq and is a predicted model, not a curated record. The transcript has a single exon. Bases 749 to 1969 code for a protein of 406 amino acids. Lineage: Eukaryota; Metazoa; Arthropoda; Insecta; Diptera; Tephritidae.